Messenger RNA from Pseudo-nitzschia multistriata, 2094 nucleotides. The record is from the annotation of a GenBank genome assembly. Lineage: Eukaryota; Bacillariophyta; Bacillariophyceae; Bacillariales; Bacillariaceae.
CGACAAUCUGAAAAAAAUGAUUUAGUCGUGCCGUAUUUUUGUCGAGAAAGGAACGGUCGGCGAAGCUUUCCCGUACGGUACGGGUUCUAGGAGGUGUACACCAAAACGAAUGAAUCCCCGAAUGAUGGCUACACGAACCAAGCACCGGAUCGAAUCACUGGCAACUCAUACCACGAUCGCAUCGACCACAAACCGUGGGGCGUGCCGACGGCAACCACCGCCGAUCCAUUACUCGUAUUAUUCACGGAGGGGAGAAAACCGGAGGGAUCGAGCGGGCCGCAUUGCCACCCGGAAAGCCGCAGGGAUUUCGAAACGGAUACGGACGAUCGAUCGGCGUUCCGUUCGGGAAAGAUACGCACGGAACUUGGUGGCAGCCAUGGGGUUCCCCAGCGUCCGGCACAUCUUCCUGUCCGUGCUUCUGGCCACUAUCGAAGCGGCAGCGGCCACCGAAGCCACCAGAGAUGCUCUCGCGACGAACCACCUGCGGCACGGCGAUCGAUUCCACCGCCGUGCGGAAGAAAACCGCGGCAGCGACCGCAAACACGACCUGGAUCGCGAGCCAGAGCGCAAGCACGAGGCCGGCACGGCCGCAGACGAGGCUGUAUACACCGACACACACACCGAUUGCUCCGCGGCACCGGCGAGGGACGGCAUGUCCCCCCGCGGGGUGCGGCGGUCCGCGAUCGCGGCGGAAUUGUCCCGCCUGGCCUACGAGCUCGGGGAGGACCCCCUCGCCGCCAAAGAUUCCGGCCUGGGCUUCGAGACCGCCUACGGGAGCUACCACUCGUCCGGGAUCGACGCCGUCUACUCCGCCCGGAUCGGGAGCGAGUACUGCGCGGUGGCCUUUCGGGGGACCGACUCGGGCGGGGAGGACUACCGGUCGGACCUUCUGUCGAACCUUUCCGUCGGUCCGGUGGGGUACGGGAACGAGGACUCCCACUCCUGCGAGGUCCAUUCCGGCUUUCACGAGGCGUACUACGGGUUCGAGCACCGGUCGGAGGGGGUGGAGGCCUUUCUCGAAACCUGCCUGGAGGGGUGCCCGGGAUGCGAGGUUCUCCUGACGGGGCACAGCCAGGGCGGGUCCAUUGCGGAGGUUGCGGCGCUGUACUACCUACGGGGGGAGAACAACGCGACCCCAAGAAGCGACAAGCGGAACCCGGCCAAGGUGCACGUGGUUACCUUUGGUGCACCGCAGGCCCUGGGGGCCGGUUGCCUGCCGCUCUUCUCCAGGGAGGAACGCUGCAACUUUCUCCACUACGUCAUGACUACCGAGGGAUCCCUCGGAAGGGGCCUGGUCUACGACCCGGUGCCGAUGCUUUCCCACCGGGCACUGGUGGAUCGGGACAACGACGGAACGAUGGACGCCUCCUGGGACACCUACGCCCGAAACGGUGGCCUCGCCUUUGUGGGCUUUGAGGUCUUUGUGAGCGCGGAGGAUCCCUCGUCGGUUCUUUUCGGGGCCCUCGAUGCCCACUACCCGGCUCCCACCGGCGCCCUGGACUGGUCGAUCGACUCCCACAACAAGGCCCUGUACGCGGGGGUCCUGGCCGAGCAGGCCGGCCUCUACCCCCCCGGGGACCUCGGGCACGUGGUGUGCCACCUGCCCACGGACGGCCUUGCGGCCGGGGCCCCCUGCAACCCGGCCGAGUCCGGCGUUCCCUGCGGGACGGGGGAGUGCGCGGCCGGGGGAAGCGGGGGGUGGUGGAACCGCUGGUGGCCCACCGGGCACACCUGCGCUGGCGGGGCCGGUGCCGCGGACCGGUUCUGCCACGAGCGGCCGCCCGAGUGGACCUUUGUGGGCCGAGGGGAAAAGGGGCGGGACCAGCACCAAUAGCAGCAGCAGCAGCAGCAGCAGUAGCAGCACCAAUAGCUAUCAAACUAUCCAAAACGACGGAAACCACUGCGGCCCAACAGCGACGCGGACGAGUCCGUCGCAACCGGCCAUGAAACAGACAGUCCAGUGCAAAAAAAUGUGCCAAUGGACCAUAUGGAAGACGCGAUCGGAAACAAGGCGAUCCAUCGUCGCAAACUGUCCGUUACAGCUAGGGUAGUACGUGCUAGAAGGAUGUAGCGCUAUAAACUAUAAAUAGAUAG